Messenger RNA from Naumovozyma dairenensis CBS 421, 465 nucleotides. It is a transcript of the gene EXP1, whose product is annotated as Exp1p. The record is from RefSeq and is a predicted model, not a curated record. The transcript has a single exon. The coding region runs from base 1 to 465 and encodes 154 amino acids. NCBI's taxonomy places the organism in Eukaryota, Fungi, Ascomycota, Saccharomycetes, Saccharomycetales, Saccharomycetaceae.
AUGGACAUCUUUGCAUAUUUUGUACUCUUCUGUGUCGUGAUCUUAUUUAUAAUUAUCCUCCCACUAUUAAGUAACGUUGGUAAUUUCAAAAUAGGGAGACCAUCAAGUAGACCAUCGGAUCAAGAUGUUCCUACUUCUAAUCGUCAACGUCUGAAAAAUGCUAUAAAUGAUCCAAAUCUACUCAAGUUCAAAUUGAAAAAAGAACCUGAAGAUAAUUAUGAUGAUAACACAUCUGGUAAAUCAUCUGCUAACACCCGCGAUGGGAAGUUUGAAAUUGAUAAUAAGACUGGGUUGAAGAAACGUAUCAUUGGGAGGAAAGUAGUAGAUGCAUCAAAUCCUAAUGAAUUCGAUUAUGAUUUAGAAGAAUUGAUUAAUGAAGAUAGAAUUGAAGAAGAAAGAGCAGAAGCUAAGAGAAUGAGCAAGUUUAAAGGUAAAGAGCAAGAAACCUACGAAGAGUUGGUAUGA